Messenger RNA from Brettanomyces bruxellensis, 2460 nucleotides. RefSeq lists its product as uncharacterized. Gene Ontology annotation, biological process: proton transmembrane transport. Lineage: Eukaryota; Fungi; Ascomycota; Pichiomycetes; Pichiales; Pichiaceae. The coding region runs from base 1 to 2460 and encodes 819 amino acids. The record is from RefSeq and is a predicted model, not a curated record. Gene Ontology annotation, molecular function: antiporter activity. Gene Ontology annotation, cellular component: membrane. The transcript has a single exon.
AUGACUACCUCAUCUGGAAUUCUUGCGGGGGCAAACCCCCUAGAAUACAACAGCUCGACUCCAUAUACGCUUUUCAUCUUUCAGCUGAUCCUCAUUAUUGGUGUUGCGGAGCUUUUGCAUUAUCCCCUUUCGAAAAUCAAGCAGCCUAAAGUCAUUUCAGAUGUUCUUUCAGGUAUAAUCUUGGGACCAACAGCCCUCGGCAAGAUUCCAGGUUUCACGGAUGCUGUUUUUCCUGACCAAUCGAUGCAGGGGCUCACACUAGUUUCCACUUUGGGUAUUUGCCUCUUGCUUUUCAUGGUUGGAUGCGAGGUCGACAUCAAAUUCAUCAAAAAGCACUUUGCCACGGCUUUAUCGGUGGGAAUUUUCAACAUGGCUGUGCCCUUUGGCUUGGGAUGUGCAUACUCCAUCACUCUUUGGAAACACUACCGGCUUAACCAGCCCAAUUUGCCUGAUAUCAAGUUUUCCACCUUUAUGGUUUUCAUUGGUGUCUCGAUGUGCAUAACAGCAUUUCCUGUUCUUGUCAGAAUUCUCACAGAAUUGCGUUUGGUGAAAGAUCGUGUUGGAGUCGUUGUUUUGGCAGCUGGUAUCACCAACGAUUUGCUUGGAUGGAUUCUUCUUGCACUCUCAAUCACAUUGGCAAACUCUUCAAAGUCCGAAACAACUGUAUAUAUCGUUUUGGUGACAAUAGCUUGGGGUCUCUUCAUCUGUUAUCCGGUGCGCUGGCUUUUGAACUGGGUUUUAAACUCUGUCCUUCAUGAUCUCGAUAAUCCUUCCGGACCUUCCACCAUGGCAAUGUUAAUUAUCCUAUUGAUGAUGUUUGCCUCUGCUUUUUUCACCGAUAUUAUAGGGGUUCAUCCCAUUUUCGGAGCAUUUAUUAUGGGAACAAUUGUGCCGCGGACUAAUAACUACGUUAUCCGUCUUACCGAACGCAUAGAGGAUCUUGUCAACAUCAUUCUUUCGCCACUCUAUUUUGGAAUUGCCGGUUUGAAUGCUGAUCUCACUUUACUAAAUAAGGGAUUGGACUGGGCGUACAUGAUUGGUCUUUUGGCAAUUGCCCUAUUUGGCAAGAUCCUUGGUGGAGCCUCUGCUGCCAGAUUGCACGGACUUUAUUGGAGAGAAAGUCUUACUGUUGGUGUCUUGAUGUCCUGUAAAGGUAUUGUUGAGAUUGUUGUUCUUCAAACAGGUCUCAGGGCGGAAAUCGUGUCGAAGAAGAUAUUUGCCAUGUUCAUAUUAAUGGCACUUAUAUCGACAUUUCUCACCACACCGUUGACUUUGUGGUGCUAUCCUCAAGCUUACAGAGAAGAUGUUAGACAGAAGUUAAGGGACGAGAAGUUCAAAGAGAUAGAAAAUGGGAAGAAGGACGGAAAUGAUGCCUCGUCCUCUUCAUCUUCAGUUUCUUCUUCCACUUCCAGUAAACUUCAUCAUCUGAAGAAGGAGUAUGAGAAUCUGAGAUUUGACAAAUUGAUUCUUCCCGUUGAUAGCUUGGAAAGUGUUUCCAACAAUUUAAUUCUGAUGGACCGCUUCUGCAAACCGGGAAAGAUCCCGAUUCAUGCUGUGAACAUCAAGCAUUUGACAGAGCGUACUGCAGAUAUGUUGCAUGCCUCUAUGGUGAGAGAUAUGGAUGAUCAGUUUGACCAGUUUGAUGGUCAGUAUUUGAACGGAAUUCUUAGUAUUCUUAAAAUCUUCUGCGACCUGAGCGGAGUGCCGUUUUCGUCUGAGAUUGUUUUCAGUUUGCCUGAGAGUACACUUCAAAGUUUACUCUUGAACGAGAACUUGCUUCCAAAUGAUCUUCUCAUUCUAACAGUGGGAAGAAAGUUCUACAACAGCCAGCCAAAGUUUUUGGAUCAAUUCAACAAAAUUGUGUCAAAGACAGAUUACUUCAGUGCUCUGUUCAUCAACAACAAUCAGGAUAUAGGUCGGAUGGCUGAUGUUGAUGAUGGUAAAAAGAGUAUGUCUUCUGUAAGUAGGAAAGAAUUCCUAGAAGAGGAAUCAUUGCUUUCCAAUGAGACGAUUCUCAAUCCGAAGUCGUUUAAGAUCUCUUCUGUGAGCUUGAUUUGCACGUCUAGCAAUAUUAGUAAAGAUGAACUUACGGCAUUAAAGCUGUUUAGUAUAUUGGUGAGGCACGAGGAUGUUGAUUGCGGAUAUAUAGUGACUGCCGGUGGAAGCAUGACGGAUAUAGCCUCACUCUUGAAAGAUGAUCUUCGAUUGGCUGAGAAGAUUCAUUCGACGGUAUACGAGGAUGACAAGAAGGAAAAGGAAGAAGGAAAAAGUAAGGUCAAGACUGAAAAUCCAGAGAAUGAAAGUCAGGAUGGAUACAGGAAGUUUGUGUUGGACCUGGCUAGAUCAAGAUCAGGAAAGGAUAUAGAUGAUUUGGUUAUCAUCACAAAGAACUGUCCGUUUGUGACUACGCUCAUUAAGGAGUUGGAGGAUAGUAAUAGGAAGAUCCUGGUGGUUUUCUGA